UGGUUUCCAAGGAAGGGCUAUGUGGAGAGGGAGUGGGUCUAUGUGGAGAUGACGCAUUCUGCAAUGAUACAGGAACCGAUGCACUCUGUCAGUGCAAGGCCGGCUUUCAGAGGAGCCAGACGACGAGGCAGUGUGAAGAGAUCAAUGAAUGCCUUCAGUUUGGCAUGUGCUCUCACUACUGCACCAAUACCAAAGGAUCCUUCAAAUGCACAUGCGACCGUAACUUUAAAGAAAUCGAUGGUGAAUGUAUAACCAAAGGACCAGAGGAUCAAGUGCUCUACGUUGCUAAUGACACUGAAAUCCGAAGUUUUGUCUAUCCGUUUAAGCAGAGCCACGGGCAGAAGCUGCAUGCUCGCAUCGAGGACAAUGCUAAAAUCAUUGGGAUGGACGCUCUCUUUCACCGACACAAGUUUGUCUGGGCCACACAGUUUAACCCUGGUGGAAUGUUUUACAAAGACAUCGUAGACAGAAGUCUCACCAAGUCAAAUAGCGGAAUCAUAUGUCCUGACUUCAGAAGGCCCAGGGAUAUAUCUGCAGAUUGGGUGACUGGCAACAUCUACUGGACAGACCACUCCAGGAUGCAUUGGUUCAGCUACUACAACGCCCACUGGAGGAGGCUCAGAUAUUCCAUCAACGUGGGCCAGCUGGCAGGGCUAAACUGCUCUCGUCUCAUCACAGACAUCGCCGGGGAGCCUUACUCUAUCACUGUUAACCCAGCUCGAGGGAUGAUGUACUGGACAGUGGUAGGAGACCACUCCCACAUCGAGGAGGCUGCCAUGGAUGGGUCUAUGAGGAGAAUCUUAGUGGAGAAGAACCUCAGGAGACCCAGUGGGCUUGCCAUCGAUUAUUUCAACCAGCGUUUGUACUGGGCUGAUACCGAGUUGUCUGUGAUUGGGAGCGUUCGAUUCGAUGGAUCGGACUCCGUGGUGGUGGUGAGCAGUGCACACGGUCUUUCCCAGCCUGUAAGGAUUGAUAUCUUUGAGGACUAUAUCUAUGGGAUCGGGAUGAGGAAUGAUGUCUUCCGGGUCCAUAAGUAUGGAAAACAACCAAUGGAACGGCUCCAUCUGGGAGUAGACAGACCCUCCAUUAUCUUGGUCCUCCACCGAUUCAAACAGCAAGACGUGUCCAAUCCGUGCCUAAGGAUGGGCUGUGAUUUCCUGUGUCUGCUCAACCCUGCCGGAGCCAGCUGUUUCUGUCCUGAGGGGACCACGCUAAUAAACAGGACCUGUAGGGACACCAACACAUCAGGAGAGCUGUGUCGCCCCGCCUGUGAGAACGGAGGACGAUGCAUCACCAACGAGAAGGGGGAGCUGCGGUGCUACUGCUGGCCAAAUUUCUCCGGGGAGCGCUGUGAAGUGAACCACUGUAAAAACUACUGUCAGAAUGGGGGCACAUGCUCAGGCUCUUCCAUAGGGAGGCCUACAUGUCGUUGUGCUGUGGGGUUCACAGGACCGGUCUGUGAGAGGAAGGUGUGUGAUAACUACUGUCUGAAUGGGGGCACCUGUGACGUCAGCAGGGGGAACCAGCCAGUGUGUCGCUGUAUGGCCGAGUACACUGGGGAGCGUUGUCUCUACCAUAUCUGCCAUCACUUCUGUACCAAUUCGAAGGCUUGUACUCUGUCGAGCAAGAGCCACGUGGAGUGUGUGUGCUCAGCCAGAUAUGAGGGAGUGAAGUGUGAGGUGGACAGAUGCCUCCGGUGUCGAGGGGCACCGUGCAUUGUCAACCCGGAGACAGACGACGUGUCCUGCAACUGCAGUAACGGUAGAGUGGCAGCCACCUGUCAGCUGUGUGAUGGAUACUGCUACAACGGAGGAACCUGUCGCCAGGACCCCGAGACCAGUCUGCCGUUCUGCCACUGCACGCCUGGGUUCUUGAACCAGCGCUGUGACCAGCGGGCCAAUCCGUGUGAUAACUACUGUCAGAAUAAAGGGAUUUGCACGUUAACUGCCUUAAACAAACCCCAGUGCAAGUGUCCAGCUGAUUGGUCAGGUACACAGUGUGAGAGACCUGCCCCAAAGAACAGUCUGUCUGGCAACAUCAGUGGGGGAAGCAUGGCCAUCGUUGUCCCGCUGGUUCUACUGGUGAUUCUCGUCACUACCAUGGCCUUGGGGGUUUUCGUAUGCAAGAGGAAGCAAAGGGGGAAAAUAGUCCAGCGGCAGCCCAUGGUGAAUGGUGGGCUAAACUUAGAGAUCGGUAACCCCUCGUACAACAUGUAUGAGGUGGACCACGACAAUCACUCUGAUGCUGGGAAUCACCUUCAGCCAAGCUUCACCCUGGACCCACACAAGGGUUGGUGUGUUGGUGUGAGGUCCAGUCACCUGUUAGUUCACCCUGAAGGAGUUCAUCUCCCGAAGGAGAUCCUUCCUGGACAGGCCAUAAACUCCAACCCAGUAUACGCUGAGUUAUACCUUGAUCAAGGACAGAACUGUCGGAAGCCCGUCAUCAAUAUCGAAGCGAGAAGCGAGCUACUCCCAAAGAAACUGGAGGCAACUAUACGAGAGACAGUUGCAUAGCCUUUUACUGUACGCUAUUGGUAUAAUAUUUUAUAUGAGCUGUAUAAAUGUACAAAAUUAAAAGAAGGAUUUUUAUAUGUCCACACCACACUAGAAUUUUCUGUUUUCAUGUUAUGUCUGAGGCAUCAUCAGGCAGGCAACACUGCGAUGUGUAUCUUUUCCAUUGCACUGAAAAAGCCAGCACCUGAAAAUGACCUUCCCUUCAAUGCUUUCCUUCAACUGAAGUAGUCCCUGCUAUGAUGCUUUGAGCUCGCAACUGUUACCAGCUGAUCGCUUUAAUCAAUGUGUUUCAAGGAUAGGACAAAAACAAACAAAAAAGUGUAUUGUGGUGUCACAGCCUACAUUCAUGUAUACAGUAUUUACCUUCUCAAAUGACGAUAAAAAGAUGUGACACAGAAGUUUUAUAAUUUUAUAUAUGAUUUAUAUAUGUCCAGUUUGGCUUGUAUUUUAUGACAAGAUAUUACGUGUCGUACUUUUAUACAAAACUGUACAGUACAUCGAUAUGUAAUAAAUGGAGGGGGGGUUCUUGACCUUUCAAAUACACUACUGCUCAUAUAUAUCUAUAUAUAUAUAUUGUGUUGCUGUUUUUUUAUAUAAAAAUGUGUUGUUGUAUA
Messenger RNA from Oncorhynchus gorbuscha (pink salmon), 3127 nucleotides. RefSeq names its product low-density lipoprotein receptor-related protein 1B-like. The record is from RefSeq and is a predicted model, not a curated record. The transcript is spliced from 18 exons. The annotation marks the transcript as partial. NCBI's taxonomy places the organism in Eukaryota, Metazoa, Chordata, Actinopteri, Salmoniformes, Salmonidae. Gene Ontology annotation, molecular function: calcium ion binding.